AUGGAAUAUCACUACAGUAUGAUCUCAUCACCAUUCCUGGAACAACCUUGUUACGUGCAGCAUGUGUACGAAGAUCCGGAAGGUGGCAGCUCUCGUGAGAGGCGUAUUUAUGUCGAGAAAUCGAUUGCGGACGCAUUCGCGCUAUCACAAAAUCAAUGUGUUGCAGUGAAAAUUAUCGAAAAAAAGGAGGUUUUGUUGGAUAAUAUCGAGGUGACAAUCAAGGAACGUUUUGUAAGCCGCUCGGAUAUGUGGCGAUAUCGCAGUUGCUUGCUGGAUACUUGUGCCUACAGAGGAAAGAAAAUGGACUGGUUGUUGGCACCAAGCACUGUUUGUAAUUUAUGGGCAAAAGGUGAAAUGGUGAAAAGCGGCUACGUUUCGGAGGAUACAAGAGUGGUCUUUCGUUCAGCAAGUGCCACG
This is a messenger RNA of Gongylonema pulchrum, 417 nucleotides long. Lineage: Eukaryota; Metazoa; Nematoda; Chromadorea; Rhabditida; Gongylonematidae. The record is from the annotation of a GenBank genome assembly.